Molecule: messenger RNA, 613 nt
Organism: Solanum lycopersicum (tomato)
Lineage: Eukaryota; Viridiplantae; Streptophyta; Magnoliopsida; Solanales; Solanaceae
Product: cytochrome b-c1 complex subunit 9
Biological process (GO): mitochondrial electron transport, ubiquinol to cytochrome c
Source: RefSeq, a predicted model, not a curated record
AACCGGGUCGAGGUAGGUUAACAAUAUAGAGAAGCUCAAACCUCAAAACAAAUCAUCGCAUUUUCUCAAAAUUCAUCUGUUUUCUCUACAAAUUAGCAAAUCUAAGCGAAACCCAGAAGGGAUUUUAAGCUCAGAAAAUGGAAUCAGCUGCUAGAAGAAGUGGUGGUGGUGUUCUUGAAGGAUUUUACAGGCUGGUUAUGCGCCGUACCCCUGUCUAUGUUACCUUUGUCAUCGCCGGCGCUUUGCUCGGCGAACGGGCAGUGGAUUAUGGCGUUAAAACUCUCUGGGAGAAGAACAAUGUUGGGAAGCGUUACGAGGAUAUUUCAGUUCUUGGACAGCGGCCUGUUGAUGAAUAAAUUUUCAGUAAUGAAGUUUAUUUGAGACGAGACAAAGUACUUGUUAUCGAUAUUUCAAUAAUUGUUUUGCUAAUCGCCAUUGCUGGCUUUCUUUUAUAUUUUUGCUGUAGUUUUGAAGGAAAUUCAUUGAAUGAAAUAUGAUACCAAAUUGAAAUUUUUGUCAUAUUGGCUUGUGUUUGACACUGUGGGAUGACAGGAAAAUAAUCAUAUUGUUGCAUUUUAUAUGAAAGUAUUUGAACAUACGAAUUUUGAGAUGA